UUCAAAUUCUCAAUUUCCUUGUUGGAGGUGAAGACUGAAGAAGAGGCUGGUGGAUAGCUUUGCUCAUAUUCUUCACUACUGGGCGGGUUUCUUAGCUGUGCUUGCUCUUUCUCAUCUAUACAAGAGAGACGCAGACUGAAGAAGAGGCUAGUGGAUAGGUUUGCUUGUCUUCUUCACUACUGGGCGGGUUUCUAAGCUGUGCUUGCUCUUUCUCAUCUAUAGAAGAGAGACACAGAGGUGAGAAAUGGCUCUGGAUGUUGUUGCUUCGGUUGGUGAACAAUUGGUUGCCCCAGUUAGCCAAUUUGGAUAUCUGAUUUUCUAUGACAGAAACAUUAAGAAUCUCAAAAAACAAGCCCAAAAAUUGAAAGACAGAAGAGAUAGAGUACAAGUAUCAGUUGAAUAAAAAAAAAUGAAUGGGCAAAAUAUUGAACCUCGUGUUGAGCAGUUGUUGACUAGGGUGGAUGAAGUUUGCAAAGAGACUGAAAGAUUCCUUCGAGAUGAAGACAAAGGGUGGUGUAAAAAUUUGAAAUCACGAUACUCAUCGAGCAAGGAAGCUAAGAAGAAGAUUCAAGAUGUGGUAGAGCUAUAUGAAGAUUUAGGAGACUUCUCUAGUGCUCCGACGGGGAUCGCAUUGACAUUCAUAUCCGCCAGAGGUUUCAAGGGUUUAGAAUCUAGAAGAUUGAUUAUGAAUGAAGUCAUGGAGGCACUAACAGAUGAUAGUAUCAAUAUGAUUGGGAUAUGUGGGAUGGCAGGGGUUGGUAAGACAACAUUGGUGCAAGAAGUUGCCAAGAAAGCAAAAGAAAAGAAAUUGUUCGAUGAAGUUGUGCUGGUAGAAUUGUUCGUAGACCCAAACUUGACUGCUAUUCAAGGUAUAAUAGCUGCGCAGCUGGGUUUUCGAUUCAGUGAGAAAAAUUUACCUGACAAAGCAAGGGAGCUACAACAAAGAAUAUUGAGUAAGAGAGUCCUCGUAAUACUAGAUGAAGUUUGGUAUAAACUUGAACUGAAAGACAUUGGAAUUCCUUUUGGAGCUGAUCACAAGAGUUGCAAAAUUGUGCUGACUUCAAGAAAUGAAGCUGUAUGCAACGACAUGCACACUCAAAAGAAAAUUACAGUUCAAGUCUUACCUGAAGAUGAAGCGUGGAAUCUCUUCAAAGAGCAUGCUGGAAUUUCUGAUGAAGACGAAGGUAGCACAAAUCAUCUACGGUCCACCCAGAUAGCAGUUGCGAGGAAAUGUGGAGGUCUGCCUAUUGCUAUUGUUAUGGUUGGAAAGGAAGUCAAAUCGAAUGGUACAGAUGAGUUUUUAUGGGAUUCUGCUCUUGUACAAGUGCAGAAUUCUAUAUGCGAAAGCAUCGAUGGAGUGUUUACACCUCUGCGGUUGUGUUACCAAUAUUUUCUAAGUGAGGAAGCCAAGAAAUGCUGUGUUAUGUUCCUUGUUUCCAGAAGAUUCUAGUAUUCCAA
Messenger RNA from Camellia sinensis, 1458 nucleotides. Its product is annotated as putative disease resistance protein At5g63020. Gene Ontology annotation, molecular function: ADP binding; ATP hydrolysis activity. Lineage: Eukaryota; Viridiplantae; Streptophyta; Magnoliopsida; Ericales; Theaceae. The record is from RefSeq and is a predicted model, not a curated record.